AUGGGCGACACCCGAAUAUUCACCAAGACGCGGACUGGCUGUGCCGAAUGCAAAAGGAAGAAAAUCAAGUGUGACGAAAAGAAACCCAACUGCACGCGGUGCAAGCGAUGUCCCGAUCGGUGCAAGUAUGAGCUGAACCUCUCCUGGACGGGAGGGAGACCUUUCAAGAAACCACGGAAGUCAAAGGUGCCGCAAGGAGACUCUGUUGAGCGCUCGGCUGGUGCCCUCUUCAAUGCUUUUCUCUUCGACCCUACAACUGGGGAUGAUGCAACGAAGGUGGUGGCGAGAGGCGGCUCUGAGGAUGGAGAUGGGGUGUCGAGCACGUUAUCAGGGCACUUUUCCUCUGGUUUUCUGUCUUCCGCAGACAACUGGGACAUGUGUGAGACUUCGCAAUCACAACCAAUCCUUGUAUCCAGAGAACAAGAGGGCGACGACAUCAGUGCUGCCGCUGGUGAUGUUGGAGGCGAUUUUGGGACAGACUCGGCCAGUUUCACUACACCUGUCGGCGGUGCUGAAUUGAUGUCGCCAGCUGAAUCUUUUGAACUUGUCCAUCAGUUACUGAAUGCUAGCGGCCAUGAAUAUGUGGACGGUGAUGAUGAGGCCAUGAUCCAGGCUCUUUCUGACGCCAAUCACCCCUCGCAGAUCCUCGAUCACAACCCUGUCGCUUUAAACCAUCCUCUCAUCUUCAUGCCGUCGGAUCUUCUCUCCUCAACAGAAUCACGCUUCUUUCUACACCAUUAUCAUACGUACACGUCGUCCGUCAUCUUCCCUCUGUCGCCGCGAGGCAAUCCUCUCCGAGAGACCCUCCUCCAGGCUGCCGUCACCACGCCACACUUACUAUCCGCACUGCUUGCGUCAGCUUGUAGCCACUACACUCGUCUGCGAGGUGACUUGUCCCCCGACAUGUCCAAAACAAUCAUCAAGUUUACGGGCCCUGCACUUGCAGGUUUACGUGAAGCCGUCAGCGACCAAAGCUCUGUGCACAAGAUGGAGACCAUCUCCACCGCUCUAGCCUUAUGCACCAGCGACGUUAUCUCGGGGGAUCUUAGUAUGUGGCGCAUGCACUUACAAGGCGUAAAGAACUUGUUAUUUUCCGCCAUCCAGCGGGAAACCAAUAGCGAGCACAGCACUGGCGACGGCUCCAGCUCUGACCUCGAACUCUUCCACCCCCGCUCGCUAGCGAGCACUCUCACAAUCACAGAUCCUACACAACUAUUCCUAAUGAAAUGGUUCGCGACGCUCGACAUCUUCGCCGGCGUCUCAGGCUUAGGCAAGAGCACCAUCCCGGACGGCCACUAUUGGUCGAGCACCACCCCUGACCACUGCAGGGGCUACGUCGACGAGUUCAUGGGCUGUUCGUUAGAGCUGAUGCCCCUGCUGGCAAAAAUCGGGCGGAUGGCACGCGUGCAGCAGAAACGGGCCAAAAUUGCCCUUGCAGCCUCUGCCGCAUCAAGAGCGAUGAAGAAUGACAGUGAUCCCUCAGACUCUGAAGACCAAGAGGCUAUAGCUGACAUGCACAUUCGAUGCAAGCUCCGUCGUGAGACGCUAGAGGAGAUUGAUUUGAUUGAAAGCCAGCUACACGCGCUCUUCGAACGCUCAGCGCCUCCUUCGCUCACUACGCAUCACGGCCGACAGUCGCCCUCUUUCUCCUCCUUCUCUCUCCCUCCCGUCGGCACCAGCACCCAACCAUCCACCUCCAGCCCCACGACAAGAAUAGACGUGGCCGAAGAAAUGCGCCUGACGCACCGCAUCUUUGUCUACGCGGCUCUUCUGCAUCUGUACCGCCGCGUACAAAAUCUUCCCAAAUCUCAUAUCAAGCCCGCCCACGCCGUCUAUAUGAUCCUUGAAAACCUCGAAAAGCUCCACGCUGACUCAGCGGCGAGUAUUUUGAUCUUGUGGCCUGUCUUCAGCGCAGGAUGUGAGACGGAUGAUGGUGAGCAGAGACGGAAAAUCGACAACAGGAUGAAGAAGAUGGGACGGUUUGGGAUGGGAAACGUGGAGAGAGCGAGGAAGGCAAUGAGGGCUUACUGGGAUGCCGAGGACGGACGGAGGUGGGAUCUGUUCAUGGAGGAGAAGGGCUGGGAUAUUGUGCUCUUCUAA
Exophiala spinifera is the source of this 2100-nucleotide messenger RNA. RefSeq lists its product as uncharacterized. The coding region runs from base 1 to 2100 and encodes 699 amino acids. NCBI's taxonomy places the organism in Eukaryota, Fungi, Ascomycota, Eurotiomycetes, Chaetothyriales, Herpotrichiellaceae. Gene Ontology annotation, cellular component: nucleus. The transcript is spliced from 2 exons. The record is from RefSeq and is a predicted model, not a curated record. Gene Ontology annotation, biological process: positive regulation of transcription by RNA polymerase II. Gene Ontology annotation, molecular function: DNA-binding transcription factor activity, RNA polymerase II-specific; zinc ion binding; transcription cis-regulatory region binding.